Molecule: messenger RNA, 2565 nt
Organism: Arachis stenosperma
Lineage: Eukaryota; Viridiplantae; Streptophyta; Magnoliopsida; Fabales; Fabaceae
Product: PHD finger protein EHD3
Exons: 7
Coding region: 395-2227 (610 amino acids)
Source: RefSeq, a predicted model, not a curated record
UGCCGUAUCUAAAGAAAAUCAGUCGUUCGGUUGAUAGUAGAUACAUUCGUAAGAAAAUAUAUUGGAAAAAUCCAUGACCGGUGAAAGACAGAAAGACGGUUCAGUUUGAAAUUGCGGUUUUUUUUUUUCAAAAAAAAAAAAAGGAGUAAGAAAGAGACUCUCCCAGAUAAGAAUUUAUAGCUCCUUCUUCUGCUGCUGCAGGCUGGCCAGCAAAGUUCACCAAACGCCCCUCAUCUUCAGAUUUCUCGCUUUAGGCAUUACUUACCGGCUACCGCUAGUUUGGUGUUUUGAUUACCUUGUGAGAGAGGUGUGGGAGAGGAACAAAUCUGUUUGUAAUUUGGAUCUCUUUCCUGUGAAACCCUAAUUUUCUGCAUAAGUGAAGGUUCCUUACUCAAUGGAAACUGGGGAUGGAAAUAGCAAUGCCGAUAGCCCUGAACGUACGGCAGGGAUGGAGGGGUGCUUGUAUUCCGAAGCUGUAAAUAAUGGAGUGGUAAUUGUUGAUGGGAGUGGUCCUGAUGAGAGCAAAGAAAUUAGGCAUUCGAAGAAGGAAGCUGUAAAUACCAGAGUGUCAACUGCAGAUGGGCGUUUUCGGACAUACAAGAGGCGGAAACAUGUAAAGAUGAGUUGUUCAGAAAGCAAAGCUCAGGAAGAAAGCAGAGUGUGUGUGGAAGCCGCAAGUCACUUUUCAGAACAGGCUGUGAAGAAACCAUAUGGUAUAGCUGUAGGAAAUACUUCAAAAGAUAAUUCAAAUGGACAUUGGGGGAAUGUUGUACUAAAUCAUUUAUAUCAUUCAUUAGGCAAUGAUAACAGUGGCACAAAGUGGUGCAUAAAGGAAGCACUGAUGAGUAAUCCAAAAUCCAUUACCGACAUGGAAACUUCUAAAAUUGACAAAGAUGGCCAAGAAUGCUCGUCACACUUCGACUGUUCCUCUCAUAGGUUACAGUUUGAAGCUAAUGGGCAUGCAUAUGUCAUGCAUGGUGGAUGUUCAAGUGAAUCAGAUGGCAAUGGUCUUACUAAGAAGUGUCAGCGUGUGUUCCAUAAUAUCUUAGCCUCUGAAAAAUUCAGUUCAUUAUGUAAGGUGCUACUAGAAAAUUUUCAUGGAAUGAAACCUGAAAGUGUAGUUGACUUUAGUGUCAUAAAUUCAAGGAUGACAGAAGAAGCUUAUGAACAAUCACCCACACUUUUCUUGUCAGAUUUUCAACAGGUUUGGAGAAAGCUUGAAAACACUGGAAAUGAGAUUGUUGCUAUAGCAAAGAGUCUUUCCAACUUGUCAAGAGCGUAUUACUUAGAGCAUGUGGGAGUUCCUGGACACAGUUCAUUUGAGGAUCAAAAACAAGUGUUCCAUAACUAUGCAUUGGACAAUGUUAUGAGACCACAGCAGACAGAAGUUUGUGCUACAGAUAAAGUCUGCAGUUGCAGGCAUUGUGGAGGCAAGGCAGAUGGGACAGACUCCUUGAUUUGUGAUUCAUGUGAGGAGAUGUACCAUGUAUCUUGUAUCGUGCCGGCUUUGAAGGAAUUACCUGAAAAAAGCUGGUUCUGUGCCAAUUGUACUGCUAUUGAAAUAAGAUCUCCACAUGAUAAUUGUGUGGUGUGUGAAAGGUUGAAUGCCCCAAAGUCCUUGAACAACAUUGUUGGUGAUGAGAGCAUUCCUACAAAUGAUGAAACACACAAUGAAUUGGAGGAAAAUUCAAAUUGUACAUAUGGGAUCGAGGUGUCCAUAGGGAGAAGAAACUUGCCUGAUUGCAAAAUUUGUAGGGAGGAAGUAGAUGGAGAAGAUGUACGGAUAUGCGGUCACAAUUCAUGCCCUAGUAAAUACUAUCAUGUAAGGUGUUUGUCCACUAAGCAGGUCCAGUCAUAUGCUCACUGUUGGUACUGCCCUUCUUGUUUAUGUCGAGUUUGCCUCGUUGAUCGAGAUGAUCACAAGAUUGUUCUCUGUGAUGGUUGCGACCAUGGAUACCACAUCGAUUGCAUGGAGCCUAAACGGACUACCAUUCCAAAAGGCAACUGGUUCUGCAGAAAAUGCGAUGCAGGGAUCCAAGCAAUACGCCGGGCUAAAAAGACAUAUGAGAAUUUCAAUUUUAGAACUGGCGAAGAUGUUUCAAAGCCUAAGUAUAAGCUUGGUAAGAAAUGGAAACAAGGACGAGAAUUGGAGAAAGAUGGAGGAAUGGACAUGCUUUUAACAGCAGCCAACACACUUAAAUUUGAAGAGAACUUAGCUAGUAGCUAGAUUGGUUAAUAAAAAGCAUGAAUUCCUUGACGGCAUAUGCAUUAACUGGUAAAACCCGAUUACUUAGCAUUUUGUGCAUUAUUUUGAUUAUUGACUGAUUUUGUUAGGCUGUAGAACUGCCACAUUUAGCUGACUUUUGGGUACAAAAUCAUUUGAAACAUAGGACUAUAGAGGCCGAAAAGAUAAACCACCAAAAAACUGUAUGCAAGAGUAAGUUGGUCAUAACAAUUAUGUAGUACAUAUGGGUGAUAUGAAACUUGAUUGUCUCCUUUGCUACUUGUGAAUUGUAAGAUAUUGAGUGGCCCAACUUAUGACAAUUACGACUUGUUUUGUGUUCC